CAAAGCUCUUCUGCAGAAACCUCUCUCUCUCUCUAAGUUUCAUAUUCGCUAAUCCAGUGAUCUCCGGCGUUCUUCUUCCGAUCAACAGCUGAAGAUUUGGUGGCGGUGGCGUCCUGAAGUUCACCUGAGCUCCGAUGAGUUGCUGGAAUAAAUUUCCGGCGAUGUGUUCUUCUUCUCGUACUUUCCUUCUUCUGUUUCCUCUGGUUCUUCACUCGUUCGUCGCGCUGGUAUUUGCUCAGGGAUCUAAUAACACCUCGCCAUGGCAGACUUUGAGUGGAGAUCCUCCAUUUGUUGUGGCUCGUGGUGGGUUUUCAGGGCUGUUUCCUGAUUCGAGUGGAUUUGCUUACAGUUUUGCAGUUAUGGUUAGUGUUCCUGAUGUGAUCUUAUGGUGCGAUGUGCAAUUAACUAAAGAUGGAGUUGGAAUUUGUUUCCCGGAUCUGAGUUUUAACAAUGCUACUGACGCUAAGGGGGUUUUGGGGGAAAACCGCAGCAGUGUGUAUCUUGUUAAUGGAGUACCUACUAAGGGAUUGUUUACGGUCGAUUUCAAUGCGGAAGAACUGGCAAAUGUUUCUCUUACUCAAGGUAUCUUUUCUCGGACGAACAGGUUUGAUGGCAAUCGGUUUGUUAUUCUCACUCCUGAAGAUGUGGUUAACCAGUUCAAGCCACCAGGUUUUUGGCUGAAUGUUCAGCAUGAUGCAUUCUUCACACAACGAAACUUGAGCAUGAGGAACUUUGUCCUUUCUGUAUCCAGACGCAUCAGUGUUAACUACAUAUCAUCACCAGAGGUGGGAUUUCUUAGAAGCAUAGCAUCGAGAUUUAAUCCCCGCACAACGAAGUUGAUCCUUCGGGUUUUACAACCAACUGAUAUUGAGAUUACCACCAAUCAGACAUAUCAAUCUCUCUUACGCAAUCUCACCUUUAUCAAGACAUUUGCUUCUGGAAUUCUUGUUCCUAAGACUUAUAUAUUGCCCAUUAAGGAUGGCUAUAUACAAUCUGAAACCUCUCUUGUUUCUGACGCUCAUAAAGCAAAUCUGGAAAUUUUUGCAUCAGAGUUCUAUAGUGACCUUCCACUAAGCUACAACUACAGUUAUGAUCCUGUUACUGAAUACCUGUCUUACAUCGACAAUGGUAAAUUUUCAGUUGAUGGUGUGCUCACUGAUUUCCCUAUCAGUCCAUCGUCAGCUAUUGACUGUUUUGCUCAUUUGGAUAAGAAUGCCAAAAGUCAAGCUAAACCUUUGGUUAUUUCAAAAUUUGGAGCUAGUGGAGACUUUCCUGGUUGCACAGAUUUGGCGUAUUCCAAGGCUAUUUCUGAUGGCGUUGAUGUGCUUGACUGUCCAGUUCAAAUGUCAAAAGACGGAAUACCAUUUUGCAUGAGCUCAAUUAAUCUCAUCGAGAGCACAACAAUAUCUCAAACAUCAUUCACUACUCUUUCUAAAAAAAUUCCUGAAAUUAGUCCUAACGACGGAAUCUUUGCUUUUGACUUAACAUGGGAAGAGAUUCAUGGCCUGACCCCGUCAAUAUUGAGCCCUUCGUCGAAGUUCACGUUGUUCCGAAACCCGAAGUCCCGAAACAGUGGGGAAUUCUUAACGCUACCUGAUUUCUUGGACUUGGCAAAGAAUUCCAGCACUCUUUCUGGUGUCUUGAUCCACAUUGAGAAUGCAGCUUACCUUGCUAAGGCGCAGGGUUUAAGUGUAAUUGAUGCGGUCAUUGAUUCCUUGAGCAAAACUGGUUAUGAUAAUCAGACAGCACAGAAAGUAUUGAUUCAAUCUCCAAGUAGCUCUGUUCUAAUCAAAUUUAAACAGGAAAAGAAAAAAUACGAGCUUGUUUACAAAGUCGACGAGUCAAUUAGUGAUGUGCUCAAUUCUACUGUUGUGGACAUUAAGAGUUUUGCCAACUCUGUGACUGUCAGCAAAACCUCUGUCUUACCUGUAAAUGAGCAAUUUCUCAUUGGACCUACAGAUGUUGUGACGAAGCUGCAAUCACUUAAUCUCUCUGUAUAUGUGGAAACCUUCAGCAAUGAAUUUGUCUCUCAAGCAUGGGAUUUCUUCUCAGAUGCAACAGUAGAGAUCAACUCAUUUGUUAUGGGAUCCGGCAUUGAUGGAGUCAUCACUGACUUUCCAAAGACAUCUGCUAGAUAUAAAAAGAACCGGUGUUUAACAAUGAAAGUAGCACCAAGUUACAUGAGCCCUGUCCAGCCUGGUAGCUUGAUGCAGCUUAUUACUGCAGACUACCAGCCUCCAAAGGAACGUCCAAGCCCGAUUUUAGAUGACAAUGACGUAGCCGAGCCACCAUUGCCUCCGGUUUCGAAGAAAGCCCCAGGACCUGCUGUGGAUGAUGGCUCUACAGCAAAACCUCCAACGUCCAAACCCAAUGGACAACCCAAGCUUGGAGCUGGAACAGGCUUCUUGCUCUUGAACCUUGCCAUACUCUGCCUUUCUCUUCUUCCAUUCUGAGAAAGACAGCAGCGCAUGCUCGGGUUCGUUUCGACUGUAAAUUUCGUACCGUUGUUGCCGUUCUAGAAUCGAACUUUGGUAGUCCAAAUUCUUUUCAUGAUUUGGUAUUUAAUUCUUUGAACUUUGCUGUCUGUAGGUAUCUUUAUUUCUUGUUUCCCACGUUAAAAACAUCCAUUCUUGAGAGGAGGGUACAUUCAUGAUGAUGGAUAGAGUAUCUAUCUAUCUAUCUUUGUAACCAAAUCUUCCACUAUUUUGCUCUUCUUGACUGUGUUGUCACUUGUAAGUUAUGUUUAUGAUUAUUUUCUUUGUUGUGUUCA
Cucurbita maxima (winter squash) is the source of this 2770-nucleotide messenger RNA. Its product is annotated as glycerophosphodiester phosphodiesterase GDPDL4. The record is from RefSeq and is a predicted model, not a curated record. Bases 135 to 2453 code for a protein of 772 amino acids. NCBI's taxonomy places the organism in Eukaryota, Viridiplantae, Streptophyta, Magnoliopsida, Cucurbitales, Cucurbitaceae. Gene Ontology annotation, molecular function: glycerophosphodiester phosphodiesterase activity. Gene Ontology annotation, biological process: lipid metabolic process. The transcript is spliced from 9 exons.